Molecule: messenger RNA, 832 nt
Organism: Raphanus sativus (radish)
Lineage: Eukaryota; Viridiplantae; Streptophyta; Magnoliopsida; Brassicales; Brassicaceae
Exons: 8
Coding region: 188-685 (165 amino acids)
Cellular component (GO): cytosol
Molecular function (GO): RNA binding
Source: RefSeq, a predicted model, not a curated record
AGGAACAAAUCACAGUCCCCACCCACUGAAACCCACAAAGAAUCAAUCUUUUAGGGUUUUCGUCUCCUAGCGGUGACCGACCUCAAAGAGAAGACGAGAGAUCCUCCUCCUCCUCUUUCGAAUCGAUUCGUUAUUCUCUGCGUUCAACUCCAGUUUUUCCGAUUUCAAAAUCUCUUUCGAGAAAACGAUGGGAAGAGGCAAGUUCAAAGGGAAACCUACAGGCCAGCGACGAUUCUCAAGCGCAGCUGAGAUACUUGCUGGCACUUCUGCUGCACGUCCUCGUUCAUUUAAGCAGAAAGAAGCGGAGUACGAAGAAGAUGUGGAAGAGGAGGAGUCUGAGGAGGAAUCUGAAGAAGAAUCCGAAGAUGAUUCUGAUGUGAAGAAGAAAGGACAUGAGGCUCUGAUCCAAGUUGAUAACCCUAACAGAGCAAAACCAAAGACUUUGAAAGCAAGAGACCUUGAUGCAAGUAAAACCACUGAACUCUCGAGGCGUGAAAGGGAGGAGCUAGAGAAGCAGCGAGCUCAUGAGCGAUACAUGAGAUUACAGGAGCAAGGCAAAACCGAACAAGCAAGAAAGGAUUUGGAUCGUUUGGCUCUGAGUCGCCAACAGAGAGAAGAAGCUGCCAAGAAGCGUGAAGAGGAAAAAGCAGCAAGAGACGCGAAGAAAGUCGAUGCUCGCAAAUGAAAGAAAACUCCUCAGAUGCGUUUGUCUUUACUUUGGUCGUUUUCGAUUGGUAAACAGGAAGACCUUUUGUCUGUUUACUCAGUAUUGUGUGGAUCUUUAUACAUUUGAAAGUUAUUAGCAAUCCGGUUGAGAAAGCCAUAAACAACA